ACCGCGAGGCGGAAGAACUGCGUCGCUGCGAGCCUGAGCCUGAGCCUGAGCCAGAGGUCAACGCAAAUCAUGUUGUUCCCGCCGCCGCUUCUCCCGCUUCUCUUCGCUCUCGUUUCGGCCGCCGGGGGAUCAUCCGCGCGCGAUGCCGGACGCGGCCGAACCGAGGCGUUCGUGCUGCCGCACAGCCACAUGGACGUGGGCUGGGUGUACACGGUACAGGAGAGCAUGCGUGCGUACGCCGCCAACGUCUACAGCAGCGUGACCGAGGAGCUCACGCGGGAGAAGCGCCGCAAGUUCGUUGCCGUGGAGCAGGAGUUUUUCCGCUUGUGGUGGGACUCCGUGGCCGCCGACGAGCACAAGAAACAGGUGCGCCAGCUGCUGCAAGAGGGACGUCUGGAGUUCAUCAUUGGGGGUCAGGUGAUGCACGAUGAGGCCGUCACCAAUCUGGACGAUGACAUCCUGCAGCUGACAGAAGGCCACGGCUUCUUGUAUGAGACAUUUGGAGUGCGACCCCAGUUCUCCUGGCACGUAGACCCUUUCGGAGCCUCCGCUACGACGCCCGUCCUGUUUGCCCUGGCGGGGUUUAACGGCCACCUCAUCUCCCGCAUUGACUACAACCUGAAGGAUGACAUGCAGAGGAACCAGAAGCUGCAGUUUGUGUGGCGGGGCUCGCGCAGUCUAGGAGAUCAACAGGAGAUCUUCACCCACACUAUGGACCAGUUCAGCUACUGCACCCCCUCUCACCUGCCCUUUAGCAACAGAUCAGGGUUUUACUGGAACGGCGUGGCCCUAUUCCCCGAUCCCCCCAAAGAUGGCGUGUACCCCAACAUGAGCCUUCCCGUAGAUGAGGAUAACCUGCACUCCUACGCUCAGACCAUGGUGGAGAACAUCCAGCAGAGGGCGCAGUGGUUCCAGUCCAACCAUGUGCUUUGGCCCUGGGGCUGCGAUAAGCAGUUCUUCAACUCAUCAGUCCAGUUCCAGAACAUGGACCCGCUCUUGGACUACAUCAACCUGCACAGCGAGCAGUUUGGAGUCACGGUCCAUUAUAGCACUCUCAGUGAAUACUUCCAGGCUAUCCAUCAAUCGGGGCACACCUGGGAGGUGAGGGGAAGCCAGGACUUCCUUCCUUACUCUGCCGAACCUUUGCAAGCAUGGACUGGGUUCUACGCUUCCCGGAAUGUUCUAAAGGGCGUGGCUCGGCACGCCAGCUCCCUGCUGCACGCCGCAGAGUCCCUCUUCACCUGGUACCUGGUGAACAUCCCAGGUGGAGCAGUCCCUAAAGAGUGGGCCCUGCAGAAGCUAAGGGACCUUCGCUGGGCUCUUUCUGAGGUGCAACAUCACGAUGCCAUCACCGGCACAGAAUCGCCCAAGGUGGCUCACAUGUACCUGCAGCACCUCACCCAGGGCAUGAUGGGAGCCCAAGAAGUCAUGGUUAAACUUCUUAUUCCAGCGCAGCCUUUUGACUCCUUUGAUGCCACUGUCACACAGAGCACAGGUGAAUCGUCAGACUCGGCACAGCACAUCGUUGUGUACAAUCCUCUGGCGUGGAACGUCACAACAUACAUCAACGUCACGGUGCCUUUCCCUAUGGCGACUGUGUAUGACGAUGAGGGACACCCUGUUUCUGCACAGAUACAGCAAUCAGCAGAAUCAGACUCUGCAUAUGACCUGUUCAUCGUGGUGAACCUGAAGGGCCUGCAGCACAGAAGGUACGUCAUCAGAGCCAUGGCUUCAUCAGGACGGACGCACGCCGCCACGGUGGUGACCUUUGAGCGCCGGAGUAGGACGCAAGGGGAGCCACGAAAGCGUGGCCGAAGACUCCUGCCAGUGCUGAACGAGUGUUACGCGCUGAAGGUCGACCAGGACACAAACCUGCUGCACAGCAUCGUUGACAGGACCAGAAAGAGGAGCGUAAAGCUGACCCAGGACUUCGGCGAGUACCGUGCUAAUGGGGACGUCCGCAGGGGGCCCGUCUCUGACAACUACGUCUUCAGUGCCAACGGGUCGUCGGAAGCUGCGUACGAAGCUGUGGGGAUGGAGAUUGUUCCAGGGAAGGUUCUCACUGAGAUCAGGCAGUACUUCUACAGGGAGGAGUCUGAUGAGGAGUACGCGUAUGCCGUAUACACCCGGCUGCCUGAGGGGUUCGAGGGGGCGGCACCGUGCCACAGGAUUGAGCAGAGCUACAGGGUGGGCCCCCUGGCCGUGAACCGGGAGGUGGUCCUGAGGACCUCCACUGACCUGAGCAACAACAGGACCAUCUUCACUGACAACAACGGGUACCAGAUGCAGAGGAGGCUCCACAGGACCUUUCCCAACAACACCGUAGCGAGAAACUACUAUCCAAUGGUACGGACGGCCUACAUCGAGGAUGACUCCACCAGGCUGGUGGUGCUGGCCGAGCGUGCCCAUGGGGUGUCCAGCCAGCACGAGGGUCAGCUCGAGGUGAUGCUCCACAGGCGUCUGUGGAACAACCAGGAGUGGAACCUCGGUUACAACCUGACGCUGAACGACAGCUCGGUGGUGCGGCCGGUGCUGUGGAUGCUGCUGGGCUCCCGAGCCGCCAUGGCCUCGCUGGGACCGAGGGAGGUGCUGGCGCUGCAGCACAGGCCCGUUGUGCUGCGCGUCGACUCGGCUGAAAGGGGCUGGACAUCUCAGGCCUUCCAGGACAGAGUCUCUUCCAAGGCCGUUGUCCUGCCUCCAAACCUCCACCUGCUUAGUCUAAGCGUCCCAGGCUGGGCCUACAGCUCCAACCACACCCAGCACCUACAGGACCUGCAGCAGGGUAAUGAGAGGAAAACGGAACCAGAAUUCGGUCGAAUCCUUUUGAGGAUCAUGCAUCUGUUUGAGGUGGGAGAAGAUCCAGUUCUGUCCAAACCGACCACCAUAAAUCUAAAGGAAGUUCUGGACGGACUGGGCCAGCUGAGCUCUGUUGAGGAGCGUUCCCUCACUGGAAUCUGGGAUAUCUCUGACCUCCACAGGUGGAACUGGAACAGCACAGAGGAGUCAAAUACAGAGAGCAGAAACCAAUUUGGCAGAGUCCUGGAGGACUUCAGGGUAACUGUGUCACCUAAGGAAAUCAGAACCUUCUUUGUUUACUUUAAAUAAUUUACUUAAAAUAAUUGUAUGUCUCAGAUUGAUCUUCUGUGAAGAUGACCUAUAAUCAGUGCAUUUAAAUGAAACCAACAUUGAAAGAAAAAAAGACUUGUUUGCAGCUCUAUAACUAACAUUUUUUUUUGGUUCUAUUGUGAAGACCUGCCUCCUUUCAAUGAAAAAAUGGAUUCUUAUUUAAUUAAUCUCAAAAUUUUAACAGACAGUUUGUAAAUUAGUGCCUUCUCAUACUGUGUAUACAGGAAUUGAAUAUUUGUGAUCCGCGUAGACCUGACCUUGCAGUGUGAGGUCCUACAGAUGUUUGUGAGUUUGUGCUUGUGUCCUGAGCUGUUUGAAAUAAACAUUUUUAACUUUU
This is a messenger RNA of Scleropages formosus (Asian bonytongue), 3463 nucleotides long. RefSeq names its product mannosidase, alpha, class 2B, member 2 (gene man2b2). Gene Ontology annotation, molecular function: carbohydrate binding; alpha-mannosidase activity. Lineage: Eukaryota; Metazoa; Chordata; Actinopteri; Osteoglossiformes; Osteoglossidae. The transcript is spliced from 19 exons. Gene Ontology annotation, cellular component: lysosome. Gene Ontology annotation, biological process: mannose metabolic process. The record is from RefSeq and is a predicted model, not a curated record. Bases 70 to 3105 code for a protein of 1011 amino acids.